This is a messenger RNA of Paramecium octaurelia, 972 nucleotides long. The record is from the annotation of a GenBank genome assembly. Lineage: Eukaryota; Ciliophora; Oligohymenophorea; Peniculida; Parameciidae.
AAAAUGGACAUAAUUGAGUGGAUUGGAAUAAUUGUUUUGUGUUACUUCGGAUACUUAUUCAUAAAGGAGUGCAAAGUAAUUAUUUUUGGGAAUCCAAAUGUACAAUAAAAAUAUGGAAAAGGAUGUUGGGCUUUAGUCACUGGAGCCACAGACGGUAUAGGUAAAGGAUUUUGUUAAGUAAUGAAUAUUGUUUUUAUUUCAAGGAAUUUGCAAGAUAAGGUGUCAAUGUUUGCAUUGUUGCUAGAAAUAAAUCGAAAGCAGAGAAUUUAAUAGAAGAGCUAAAGAAGAUUAAUGGUAAACCAUAAUAUAAAAUUGUGAUUGCGGAUUUUUAGAAUUGUCUUUAAGAAUCCUUUUUCCAAAAAAUAUAUCAAGAAGUGAAAGAUUUAGAUAUCGGUCUUUUAGUCAACAAUGUUGGAGUCUUAACUGUUGGAGAAUUUCAUAAGACGUCUGACGUUGAUCAAUAAAAUUAAAUUAUCAUCAAUUGCAUUCCUGUGGUGUUUAUGACAAAAUAUAUAUUGCCUAUUCUCAAGAAAAGGGAAAGAUCAGGAGUCAUAAAUCUUUCCUCAUUAACAGGAAGAUUUGCCUAUCCUUAUUAUCAAGUAUAUUGUGCAACUAAAGUAAAAAUUGAUAUCAACUCCAAAGGCAUUUAAUGAUUAUUUUACCAGAUCCCUACAAAUUGAAGUCGAAAAUGUUGAUUUCCUAUCAUUACGACCUGGAUUUGUUUAAACAGCUAUGGUCAAAAAUUAGACUGAUCCUCUUACAGUUUCUACAUAGCAAUGUGUCAAAUCAGCAUUGUAGAUUAUAUUUUAAUAAUAUUAGAUUUUAAUUGGGAAAUAAGGAAGCUACUGCAGGACAUAUUAUUCAUAGAAUAUAAACAUUUAUUUUUAGUCUAGCCGAAGGAAAGCUUACGGAUAUCAUAUCACCAAUUGUUGCAAAAUAAUUAUAUAAAUAAAAACAUUGAAUACUUCUAAU